CCAGAGGAAGAACAGGAAGAAAAUUGUCCGGAAUCCUUCAAAAACAAUCGUCUCAUUCCUGUUCAUCCGAAUCGAUGGAAAUCAGGAUCCCAGUCCAAACCUAUUUUUCCAUUUCAUCUCGUUUUCAAGUCGGUUAUUCAGAUUGGUAUAUCUCUACCACAAGUUUAUGAUCAAUGCAGCCAAUUCUGAGAGGGCAAGAUGGUCCCAUCUUACCUGCUGAGGUCAAGAGAUUGUAGUUUGAGACCUGGUGAAGCCAAUGUGUUGUGUUCUGGAGUGGUGAUGACUUUGUGCCAGGAAUUUUGGAGCAACAACCAGAUGCUGAGUAUGAUGCUGUAUCCAUUGACAGUUGAAGAGUUUGAAGAUGAACUGCAGCAGACACUCAAUCAGGAUAGGCUUCACAAGAACAAAUUAUUAUUCCUGAUGAUGGACUGCACAUUUCAAUUGUGGAGAGAAGACUUAAGGUCUCAGUACACAAUGGGUGCACAUUUGUGGGUGUACCUCACGUAGUAUAUACCUUGAACCAGAGUAUUAAGGUGGCAAAUCUGUAAGAAAGUCAUUGGCUUGGCAGUCCUCAUUAAGAGGUACAUUGCUUUCAUCCAGCAAAUAUGGGUACUGGUUAUGACAUUACAUACAUACAUACAUAUGUUAAUUGACCACUCCUCAUGGGGGCUUUUCAGAGCAAAA
Stylophora pistillata is the source of this 684-nucleotide messenger RNA. RefSeq lists its product as uncharacterized. NCBI's taxonomy places the organism in Eukaryota, Metazoa, Cnidaria, Anthozoa, Scleractinia, Pocilloporidae. The record is from RefSeq and is a predicted model, not a curated record.